AAGGUCUGCGCCGAGAUGGUAUUUUCAAGUCUCAUUUCAAGAAGAACCAUGGCAACAAUCAAGUCAGCUAAAAGCGCGCUGCGCAAAGAAAUUCAAGCUGCGAUCGAAAAAAUUGAGGAUGGAGAGAAAAAAAGACAAUCUAUUCAAGUUGUUCAAAAGCUUCUCGCUUUGCCGCAAUACAAAGAGAGCAAAAGAAUAUCCGUGUAUUUAAGCACGAAAGAUGAAAUCGAUACCUUACCAAUAUUGAAAGACAUUUUCGAAAAUAAAAAGGAAGCUUUCGUCCCAAGAUACGAGGGUAAAAAAAUGUGUAUGGUGAAACUCGAUUCUUUGGAAGAUUAUGAAAAACUACCGCUCACUAAAUGGAACAUAAAGCAACCCUUAGCGAGCGACGCGAGAGACGAUGCUCUUGAAACAGGAGGCUUAGAUUUGGUUAUCCUGCCCGGGGUGGCAUUUACCGUCACGGGAAAACGAUGCGGCCACGGAAUGGGAUAUUAUGACAAAUUUCUUCAAAGCUGCGUGGAAAAACAAUCAAAAAAGCCUCAUCUAAUCGCGGUCGCUUUCAACGAACAGAUGCGCGACGAUAUUCCGACUUCCGAAAGCGACGUUCUCCUCGAUUUGAUAGUUACUGAGAAAUUACGUGUAUAGUCAUGACAUUUGAGAUUUUCCAUUCUUUUUUCAUUCCCUUAUCUAUGAAUUUAUUCUUAUUGUAUUUGAAAAAAAUACAUGUUUGACUGAAACUCACCGCUUAUCGACUUUUCCUCCACAUCAACAAACGUCACUUCAAACUGUUGCUCGGAUGCAAUUUCUUGCAGGAACUGUACCAAAUUUAUAACUCCGUUGUUCAAGCAAGUAUUC
Molecule: messenger RNA, 855 nt
Organism: Venturia canescens
Lineage: Eukaryota; Metazoa; Arthropoda; Insecta; Hymenoptera; Ichneumonidae
Gene: Mthfs
Product: methenyltetrahydrofolate synthetase
Exons: 4
Coding region: 16-645 (209 amino acids)
Biological process (GO): tetrahydrofolate interconversion; folic acid-containing compound biosynthetic process
Cellular component (GO): mitochondrion
Molecular function (GO): 5-formyltetrahydrofolate cyclo-ligase activity
Source: RefSeq, a predicted model, not a curated record